This is a messenger RNA of Linum tenue, 426 nucleotides long. Lineage: Eukaryota; Viridiplantae; Streptophyta; Magnoliopsida; Malpighiales; Linaceae. The record is from the annotation of a GenBank genome assembly.
AUGAGCAAAAGGCGGACAUGGGUCUGCCUCUUCGUCAUCGUCUACUCCAUCCUCCUGUCCUCCUCGUGGAACCUCCUCCAAUCGAUCCUCUCCUGGUACCAGCAGCAGUCCCAGAUCGCGUCGUCGUCGGGCUGGCCGGCCAUCUACGCGUCGGUGCUGCUGGGGGCGGUGUUCGGCGUGAUGUCGAUGGCGGCGGCGCUGGCGGUAGCGGUGCCGGCGACGGUGGUGAUAUGGAUUACGGUGGUGGUGCUUCUGGCGUUCUUCGGGAAGCCGAGGAGGGUUUUGGUGGUGGAAGGGAGGAAGAUCACGAGGGAGAUUUUGGGGUUCGUGAUUAAGAUCUUGUUGAAGGAAGGGAACGCGGUGGCCGCUGUCUGCGCUGUUCUUGGAUACUUUGCUCUGGUCCGAAGGAAUGCUGACGUGGAUUGA